GCAACAGGGUGCGCGCGCGCCUCUGGACGCCUCCAGGGCCCGGCCGCGGCUCAACGAAGUGCAGUCACAUGAUCGCCUCCGCACCCUCUGCGUUGGGGCGGAAGCGGGCAAAGACGCCGCCGUGGUUGCGCGCUCCCACUCGCGUGGCCCUGUCACGGCUCUCACGGUCGGGCAUGCUCCGUAGCUACACGGGAGACCGAGCUGACGCUACAGCCGGAAGUGACGCCGGCAGGGGUGGGUGGGGCGGGAGGGCUGUGAUUGUUUCGUGCGUGGGGCAUCACGUGAUCGAGGGCUAAAGGAGAAGCGGCCGCUCGCUGCCUGGGCUGUUGUUGCGGGGAUCCCGGAAGCGACCAGGGAACUUUGACAGUACAUCUGAUUUAUUUAAAAAGUUUCAAAACAUGGCCGAUGACCUGAAAAGGUUUCUGUACAAAAAAUUACCAAGUGUUGAAGGUCUUCAUGCUAUUUUAGUGUCAGACCGAGAUGGUGUGCCUGUUAUCAAAGUUGCCAAUGAUAAUGCUCCAGAGCAUGCACUUAGACCUGGUUUCUUGUCCACUUUUGCACUUGCGACAGACCAGGGCAGCAAACUAGGGCUUUCAAAAAACAAAAGUAUCAUCUGUUACUACAACACAUACCAGGUGGUCCAGUUCAAUCGGUUACCUUUGGUAGUAAGUUUCAUUGCUAGCAGCAAUGCCAAUACCGGACUGAUCGUCAGCUUAGAGAAGGAGCUUGCCCCCUUGUUUGAAGAGUUGAGGCAGGUUGUAGAAGUUUCUUAACCUUGAUGUAUCUUCACAGUGCAGCAUCUCUUCACUAUCCAGUGGGGCAAACUGAUUCAAUAAUUCUCAGCCUAUGAGAGGAAAUGCCACUUAUUGUACUAAAUAAGAAUACAUUUGUACAUAGUGCUGAAUCUGCAGUGAGAUACUAAUGUGUUAGAGAGAGACUCUUUGGCCACACAUCUUGUAUUGUGCACUACUGGAGAGACCACCAAAUGGCUCCAGUGGACCCACUUAUGAAGGAUCAGGCUUAAUAGAAUUGACCAGAGUCUGCAUUCUGUUGCUCCUGAUAAGCGAUCCCGUUUUCUUGCCAUUCAGAAUACAAAACGUUAAGUAGGAUUUACCCUCUCACUAGCCACUACAUAGUGGGGGAACAGAAUUAAUUUUCAUGGUCCUGUAAUGAACCCUUCAUUACAUGUGCUAAGAAAAAGAGGAAAUUUGUUUGCAGUCAUAGCAGUACAAUCAAUAAUUAUCCCAUAUUUUAAAUUUUUCUGAUGCUGAUUCAAAGGAAUACUACUAAUCUGAAUGUGGGUUUCCUUGGUAUAGGAGCAGGAUGCUGGUGUUUCUAUAGAAGUUACUGCUUCAAGCCUUUUCCUUAUUACUGAGUACAAGUUGCCCAAUCAGUGUUGCACUUUCUUAUAUUUCUUUUGUACAGUGUAGGUGUGAGACCCAGGUUUGUCUUUUGUUGUGGUAUUUGUGCAUAAGUUAAAGGUAACACUUCAUCUGCUUAUUUAUCUUUAGGUUUUCCUAAGCAGAUGUCUAAAUAAAACAGUAUUUUUAAAAAUGUAGUCCAAUCUGUUUUUUUAAUAUCUUCUAAAAUAUUGCUGGUAAACCUACUUUUCCAUGCAGAUAACUAUUUCCCUUGUUGCUAUGUAAAUGUACAACUUGGGGAAUUUAUGUGCUGAAAAGUAAACUGUAAAACUCAUUUAGGUCUCAUGAUUUGAAUUUCUACAUUUUUAUUAAAAAAUUGAAUUAUUUGCUGUCAAAAUGUCAAACUAUACAUGUGUGUAUGGGAUUUUGGAAGUAAAAAACCCUUUGGAGCCAUAUAAUGCCUUUUCUAAGGCAAAACUUCAUAUUUUGGUAUAGGAUUUGUGAUUUUAAAAUAGAUGGUACUGAUUUCCCUUGGCAACCGUUACUAGAACUCCAUUUCAAAUUGGGGAUGGGCUGAGGGGGGAUGUUUCUGCCUCAAAAAAACCAAACACAACAGAAGAAUACUACCUUACCAUUCAGACCUUGAAUCCCUCAGCCCACUGCCCCUCCAGUUACCUGAGCAGAAAAAAAACAGGCUUUGCAGAAUAUUUCUAAACUGAUCACAUUUGGGCUCUAACGUAUAGAACUGUUAAAUCUGCAAUUGAAGAACCUUUAUAGAGGAUGCUUUUGCCAGCUGCCUUCUUUAAGGCUCUCAUAUUAAGAGGCUUCAACUAGUGCUGAUUGUAACUGCAGAAGUAUCACAUAGAAGAAGCAGUUUUUCAGCUAGUCGAGUCUCAAAACAUCUGCAUUUUUUAAUACAAGGCAACACUUCAAAUUCCACCUAGAAAUGAAUCAGCCAUUGUAAGACCCUGAUCAACCACUAUAACAUCCUGUGUGAAGCUUCACUUGAAAAGCAGUAAGCUGUAUUCUAACCUGGCUUCAGUUUGUGUGUGAGAAAAUACUACAUUUUGUUUCCAAUAUUCUGCAAUACGGCCUUUUCUCAUGGGACAGAACUCUACUUGGGAAAUCCUAUGUGGACUCAAGUCAUCUCACCAUUAGAGAGAUGUGUAUACUGUUGACUCCACUCAGCUCUGUUGCAGUUAUCUUGUAAACCAUUCAAUUCAUUUAAAAGCUCUCCUCAUCAGAGGUGGCAUUGUUAAAUAAUUUAUUGGGAGGAAUAAAGGAUAGAACUAAUUACCUUAUAAAACUUUGCAUGUUGGCACCAUUCUACUAACUUUCUUGACUGCAGGCAUCUUAAAUUUAAGUUUAAAAAGAGAAUCUUUUAAUAGUUUAGUAAAACUCUAUUUAUUGGGGCACUUUAAAAUAUUUUUACAAAAACAUUCAACAAAUACUGUGAACAUCUAAGUUAAAACAAAAUACUACUCCUGUAAUUACACUCUGGACCCUUCCUCUAUCAUAAGAGAGUCUCUUGUUUUUCCAGGCUUAGGGUAUAUCUAGACUGCAAGGAUCUAUCAGAAAAAGAUAUGCAAAAUGCGCUCCGCAGAA
Molecule: messenger RNA, 2966 nt
Organism: Pelodiscus sinensis (Chinese soft-shelled turtle)
Lineage: Eukaryota; Metazoa; Chordata; Testudines; Trionychidae
Gene: LAMTOR3
Product: late endosomal/lysosomal adaptor, MAPK and MTOR activator 3
Biological process (GO): cellular response to amino acid stimulus; positive regulation of TOR signaling
Cellular component (GO): Ragulator complex
Source: RefSeq, a predicted model, not a curated record